AUGUCAACUUCGAUAUCAAGUCUCAAUAGCCUUUUUUCUUUCACUUCUCCUGCGGUUAAAAGGUUGCUUGGUUGGAAGCAAGGUGAUGAAGAGGAGAAAUGGGCCGAGAAAGCUGUGGAUUCUCUUGUGAAAAAACUGAAAAAAAAGAAAGGUGCUCUUGAAUCUCUGGAAAAAGCUUUAAGUAACCCUGGUGAACCAAGUGAAUGCGUUACGAUACCGAGAUCCUUGGAUGGCAGACUGCAGGUCUCGCAUCGUAAGGGUCUGCCUCAUGUUAUAUACUGUCGCGUUUGGCGUUGGCCUGAUCUUCAGAGUCACCACGAGCUCAAACCUCUAGACAUUUGUCGCUUCCCUUUUUCUGCUAAAGAGAACGAAGUAUGCAUAAACCCAUACCAUUACAAACGCGUUGAAAGUCCAGUGCUGCCACCCGUUUUGGUUCCGAGGCACAGCGAAUAUCCUUCCAUGGGUUCGGUGACUGCGGGACCUUCAACAGAUUCAAUAAGAACGAGUAUAAUGCCUCUCCAAGCUGCCCCACUCUUGAUGGCAUCGUCUUAUGGUCAGUUGACGCCAAGUGAAACCGCAAUGCCUUAUAACGUCACCUAUCCCCAAGGCUUUACCCAGACUUCACCACUCCCUCCCGCUACUCCUGUCAGCAGCGGUGCCUCUCCCCCAACCUCCGUUCCUCCAACCUCGGACACGCAUCCAGUAAACUACCAGGAGCCAAAGUACUGGUGCUCGAUAGUCUACUACGAACUAAACACUCGUGUUGGAGAAGCCUUUUUCGCCUCGCAACCGAGCAUUGUAAUCGAUGGUUUUACAGACCCCUCAAACAACUCGGACCGCUUCUGCCUCGGUCUUCUCUCAAAUGUAAACCGUAACUCUACCAUUGAAAACACUCGCCGACAUAUUGGCAAGGGCGUUCAUCUCUACUAUGUUGGUGGAGAGGUAUUCGCAGAAUGCCUUUCGGACAGCAGUAUCUUUGUGCAGUCUCGCAAUUGCAACCACCGACACAAUUUCAAUUUGACUACUGUGUGCAAAAUUCCGCCGGGCUGUUCACUGAAGAUUUUUUCGAACCAGGAGUUUGCCCAACUGCUGCGUCGUACAGUGAGUCACGGUUUUGAGGCGGUCUAUGAGUUGACAAAAAUGUGUACCAUUAGGAUGAGCUUUGUGAAAGGUUGGGGUGCCGAGUACCAUCGCCAGGACGUCACCUCUACGCCUUGUUGGGUUGAGAUUCACCUCAACGGCCCCCUUCAGUGGCUGGACCGCGUCCUCACUCAAAUGGGCACUCCGCGUAAUCCUAUUUCUUCCGUUUCCUGA
This is a messenger RNA of Hydatigera taeniaeformis, 1314 nucleotides long. NCBI's taxonomy places the organism in Eukaryota, Metazoa, Platyhelminthes, Cestoda, Cyclophyllidea, Taeniidae. The record is from the annotation of a GenBank genome assembly.